AUGCCGAUAGAUGCCAGCGGGAGACCAAUCCGCCCAUAUACUAAUUCCUCAGAAUCAAUGAAUAGUGUCAUGGCGCAAACGAAGUUGGAUUAUAUGCGCACCAACAAGAAGGGAAAUGACCAGAAUCUUUCAAAACUAGAAUUCACUAGAAAUUUAUUCGAAGAAAUACACAACAAGCAGCAAGAAGAGCUUAAACUAGCGCUGUGGGGAUUAAGCGAAUUAUACCAACUUGCACCAUUCGUUGAUUACCUUACCGUUCCUGUAGAUUGUUGGUUUGAAUGGUCCGAGAAGGAAAGAAACGAUUAUGUAAUCAAGUUCAAGUCACUAUCGAUCGAUGACGUGUUACAAAGAAAAGAAAUCAAAUUGAAUUCAGCGUUGGAAAUCCCUGCAAGCCAGGAAUAUAAAGAUCUUUCCAUAGACGUCUCUUCAAUUUCGAGAAACAAAAUGCUUUACAAAGAUGAACUCGUAGCCGUAGUUGUCGACAGGGCGCUUACCCUUCUCAAUCUACCUGGUGCCAUCCAACAACAAGCAACGCUUAAUCUAUUUGAAGCAAAGAAAUAUGAAGUUGCGUCCAGACAUGCCAAGCACGGCAAAGUCGAAUGUACUUUAAGCAAGAGCCAUGUCGUUGUGCCAGUUUUAAAUAUGAUAAAGUUUGCAAGCAUUCUAUUGCUGUUGCUGAGAAAGUGGGUAUUCUCGAGCAACACCUUCAGUUCAUAUGCAAAAGUUCGAAAUCUCGUUCAAGAACAGCGUUGGCAGAAGGUGCCCUUGAUAAAGGAGUGGCAGGGAAAAAGGGGUCGGUCAAUAAAUAUUCCUAUCGGCCACCUCGUUCACAAGGACAUGCAAGCAUUUCAAGUGCCAGCAAUGAUAACCCACAAGCAUCAGCAAGUUCUCAUGUUUACAACAAAAUCUAUCACAAUGACAAUCCAUUUAUUCUGCACAUCCUUCCAGCUGAGGCAAAAAAGUGCAAGCAAUGUAACAAGGAUUUCUGCCAUCGGGUCAGAGUUAUUCCUCAUGAUUUAGUUUUCGAACACUGUGAACGAUAUUAUUUCCCUCUCAACGGCGACUGGAAAAAUAAGCAAGCUUCAAACAAGGAGGCAAUAAGGUAUUAUCAUGCGGAUUUCGCGUGUAUGAAGGCAAGAUUUCCUUACUUCACGAACGAUUACAUCAUAAUUCCCAAAGAAGUUAAAGAAAAACUUCACCCUUCUCAUAUCGCGCAUCUGGUUUCUCAAUUUUCUCUUCAAGUGUGA
Molecule: messenger RNA, 1247 nt
Organism: Paramuricea clavata
Lineage: Eukaryota; Metazoa; Cnidaria; Anthozoa; Malacalcyonacea; Plexauridae
Source: the annotation of a GenBank genome assembly